Messenger RNA from Funneliformis geosporum, 138 nucleotides. The record is from the annotation of a GenBank genome assembly. NCBI's taxonomy places the organism in Eukaryota, Fungi, Glomeromycota, Glomeromycetes, Glomerales, Glomeraceae.
AUGAUUUCGUUACGAAAAGGAACAUGGACAAAUAAUGAACAAAUUCGGUUCAAUGGACUAAUUAAUAAAUAUGGACGUAAUUGGAUAAAAAUCGCAAGCGAACUUGGAAGGUGCGCUCCCGAUUGUAGAAAACGGUAA